Aspergillus mulundensis is the source of this 1209-nucleotide messenger RNA. RefSeq names its product S8 family peptidase. Bases 1 to 1209 code for a protein of 402 amino acids. Gene Ontology annotation, molecular function: serine-type endopeptidase activity. The record is from RefSeq and is a predicted model, not a curated record. Gene Ontology annotation, biological process: proteolysis. Lineage: Eukaryota; Fungi; Ascomycota; Eurotiomycetes; Eurotiales; Aspergillaceae. The transcript has 4 exons.
AUGCAUUCGUUCAAGCGCUCGAUCCUCCUUCUCGGAGCCCUCCUCCCUGCCGUGUUCGGUGCUCCCCUCGAGCCCCGUCGCGCAACUGAAACCGUCCCCGGCAAGUACAUUGUCACCUUCAAAUCCGGCAUCCAGACCGAGCAAAUCGACGCCCAUACCACUUGGGCCUCCAACGUCCACAAGCGCAACCUGGAGCGUCGCGGCCUUGCUGAGCGCGACCAGUACUCCGGAAUUGAGAAGAACUACAAGAUCAACAAGUUCGCUGGCUACUCCGGCUCUUUCGACGAUGCCACCAUCGAGGAGAUCCGGAACAGCGCAGAGGUCGCCAACGUUGAGGAGGACCAAAUCUGGUACCUUGACGCCCUGACCUCCCAGUCCGGCGCUCCUUGGGGUCUUGGUGCUAUCUCGCACAAGGGCCAGUCGAGCACCACCUACAUCUACGACACUAGCGCCGGAGAGGGCACUUACGCCUACGUGGUGGACACCGGUAUCAAUGUCGACCACAACGAAUUCGAGGGCCGCGCCAGCCUCGCCUACAACGCUGUUGGUGGUCAGCAUGUUGACAGCGUCGGCCACGGUACCCACGUUGCUGGUACUAUCGGCGGUGCUACCUACGGUGUUUCCAAGAACGCCAACCUUCUCUCCGUCAAGGUUUUCCAGGGCGAAUCUAGCAGCACUUCCAUCAUUCUCGACGGCUUCAACUGGGCUGCCAACGACAUCGUGAGCAAGGGCCGCACCGGCAAGAGCGCUAUCAACAUGAGCUUGGGUGGUGGUUACUCCUACGCCUUCAACCAGGCCGUCGAGGAUGCGUACGAUGAGGGCGUUCUCUCCGUUGUGGCUGCUGGAAACGACAACGUUGAUGCAUCCUCCACCAGCCCUGCCUCUGCACCCAACGCCCUCACCGUUGCUGCUAGCACUGUCGGUAACGCCCGCGCGUCCUUCUCCAACUACGGCACCGUCGUCGAUGUCUUUGCCCCUGGUCAGGAUAUCCUCUCCGCCUGGAUUGGCUCCACCUCCGCUACCAACACCAUCUCGGGUACCUCCAUGGCCACUCCCCACAUCGUCGGCCUGUCCCUCUACCUGGCCGCUCUUGAAAAUCUCUCUUCUCCCGCCGCUAUCAUCUCCCGCAUCAAGGAGUUGGCUACCCGCAACGCUCUCUCCAACGUUCGCGGCAGCCCUAACCUUCUUGCUUACAACGGCAACGCCUAA